AUGUCGAAAGCCGAAUUAGCACAAUUAGAAAGAACAAUUCAACGAAAGCAGGCUGAGCUCGACCAAUUAGAAGACCAAAUUAUUAAUGGAAAGCAAGAUAAAGAAGCUAAUUCAGAAGAAAUGAAGCGUUUUAAUAGAUUACAGAAAAUGCUUGAUAAAUACAGAAAAUUUUUGUUUGGAGAACUUAACAACGUCAACAUAAAUCCAACCGGAAAUCUUGAUGAUCUUACUUCGAAAGUUUUAGCAAAAUAUAAUAACGCAAUUGCUCGUAAAGAAGCUGAACUUGAUAAAUCGAUAGAUGAAUAUAACAAAACUGUCAGAGAUAUUAAGGAUUUAAGGAAAAAACUUGCAAGUCUCCAAGAUUCAGCCAACGAAGAAAAAUCAAAGAGGGAUGAAGCAAAAAGAGCAAAACUGCAAGCAAUCAAAGAUUAUAAGAAUCAAAUUUCGGAAAUUAAAGAUAAGGUUUUACAAUCAAAAUUGGAAUUUCAAAAAUUGAAAUUCCCAACAAUGGAAUUUCAAGCUCUCCUCAAAGGAGUUCGCCAGAACCUAGGCAAAGCACAACCAAAUCUAAAGUCAUUCCAAGAUCAAAUCGAUGAUCAUUGGGAAAAGGAAGACGAUCUCGAAAAACAAUGUGACGAUUACAUCGCUAAAAUGGAGAAUAAAAUAAAUCAGCUCACCGAUCAAAUAAAGCAGACAAAAACUGACAUUGAAAAAGCAAAAGCUGCUCAAAACAAAUUUAACACAGAACAAACUGAAGCUGCAAAGAUUAGAAAUGAAGUUGCUCAGAUUAAACAAAAUCAGAAACAAUUUUUCUCCAAGUUUAAUAAUGAAAUCUCAGCACGUAAGUUAAAUUGGGGAAUGAAGAUUGACAACGUCGAUAAGACAUUAUUUAACUUAAUUGGAAAUCAAAUGCAGGUCAGUGUUUCUGAAUUAUCAGCAAGUAAUCAAAAAUUACUUGACAAGAAGGAUCUUAUCCAACCAGUACGCCAAGUUGUCGCCUCUGAUAUAAAGCCAAGCGUUAUCCCAGUUCCUCCUGCAGGUAUUAAAAAAUACAUUGAAAUGCGAAACGAAGCAACGAAGUUGUGCUCUGAUAAACAGGAAAUUAAGUAUUUCCUUUACGGACUUGAUAGACUUAUACAGAUUUACAAGCAGAAAAAGAAACAAAGAGACGAUUCGAAGGCAAAAUACGAAAAAGACCAAGUUACAUUCGAAACAAACUAUCUGGCACAAGUUACCAUUGCACGUAGAGGUAAGGUUAGAUUUUAA
This is a messenger RNA of Trichomonas vaginalis G3, 1266 nucleotides long. RefSeq lists its product as uncharacterized. The transcript has a single exon. NCBI's taxonomy places the organism in Eukaryota, Parabasalia, Trichomonadida, Trichomonadidae. Bases 1 to 1266 code for a protein of 421 amino acids. The record is from RefSeq and is a predicted model, not a curated record.